CAUAGUGCAUACUGCAUAGUGCAUACUUGUAAUUUAAUCGUUGGCGGUUGGCCGGACCAAAAUCAGACUACGGUGGCGGGUGGAGUCAGGGUUCGGACUAGACUUGGAUGAUGUGACGACUGACGUUACAAAAGUCAAAUUUGUGUUAACAAAUUUUUACUUUGUUGACUAUAGUUUUAGUUAAUUAUUUUCAAUGUUGACGAUACAAAUGCGGUGACGAACAAAAACAAUGACUGACAUGGCCGAUGAAUCGUUGUAUUCGGACGAAGAACUUUUUGGCAAUGAUUCAAAUGAAUGUGUUGUUACAUUGACCAGUUCAGUUAGCUACGAGGAUGAAUACCAAUCAUUGUUAUUCCAUAAUAGGGAUAGAAUAAUAUCGAAAUUAAAAUAUGAACUCUCCAACGUACUGCCUCCACCACCAACAGUAACCACCUGCAGAUUAAGUGUAGAUGAUAUACUUAAGAGAUGGUAUGAAUAUCAAAAUGUGAAAACACCAUCAAAAAAAAUUGAAACUAAAGAACUGAAAAAUAUCGAUAGAGCUAUUAAUUGGCAAUGGCCGGAAGUUGUUAAUGUUCAAUGUUUUGAUGUUUAUUAUUAUGUUGAUAAUAAAUCUGCAGAAAUGGCGUCGUUAGAAAUGAAGUACCAACAACGAUAUGUUACCAACGAGACCAAAUCGCUGAUGAACACGGGCCGUACACCUCUACCCAAAAGGGAACGGGGUCUAGCUAGACAACAACCAAAGCUGCCGGAACAAAAUUUAUUAGUACGUAGAAAACUCGUCUCCAAACCACAAAUUUUGGCUGAAGCUAAGGCAAAAUUAGCUCUUGUCGAAAACAAACGUAGAAUUCUCGUUCCAGGAAAAUUGAAGAGAGACAACAUAGUCAAACCCCUCGAAAAAAGUUAUCUUGAAAAUAAAAAUGACAGUGUGAGAUCGACUGGUCAUAAAAGAGCAUUGUUCCAAAGUCCUGAAACAUAUUUUCAUUCUCGAAAGCGUAUGUGUUAUAGCCAAAAUACAGAAGCAGAAUCGCCUAGUGCUUCAUCAAUUUGCAGUGAUACGUCAAACACUACUCCAGUUAAAAGAUGGAGUGUUGCACCGAUAAGUACACAAUUAUUCGAUGAUGAUCAUGAUAGAAAACCAUCUGAAAUAAAAACAGAACCAGUAAAAAAAUGUCUGAGGGCGUUAAAAUUCAUUAAUAGUGUCGAAACGGCUGAUAAAAAAAAAGCAUCCGAAACGAGAUCUGAACAAAAGGAACUCAGUAAAUUGCAUAAACAGAAGUUAUUAUGGGCUGUGUCUGAAGUGUUAAAAUCGUGUGGCAUUGACAGUCAGCACAAUCAAUUUCGUUUAUUUCUUCGGCAACUGUUCAAAGUUUGUUCCAAGCAAUGGUUGGAACAAUCGUGUGUCGGAAUCAAAACCAGUACUAGUGAAGCGAUGCGAGCUUUAGUGAUGAAACAUAAAAACACAGUUCUAAAAUUAAAAACCGUGUCACCUGGGAAUUCUUCAAAAACCAAAGACGUCCCUGUUGUAGUCAAACAGAAGUCUGUUGCUGACGUCAGGAAAGUUUUAUUUACAGACAAUACUCCAAAAUCUGACUUUAAGUUUAAAAAAUUUGGCUCUGACCUGAAAAAGAAAAGUUCACCAGCCAAGAGCAGUGGUGUCCCCGAUAGUCUUGACGACUUGACCGUAUUCCUUGACAUUACAAAAUUACCAACUAAAAACUUUGAGGACGACCGACCUAGCAGGCCUUUAUCCUCUACUUCGGACUACUGCUCAAAUUUGGAUAUGGAUUCAAAAGAAUUGGAAACUUUGUAUGCUGGCUAAUUAUUAUAUUUUUUUUCAAGCUUAAGACAAAUUUUUUUUUUUGUAACUACUAAAAUUAAGAACUUUACCUAAUAUAAUUUUUUAUUUUUAUUUAGACUCACAAAUUAACUAGAAUUUA
Adelges cooleyi (spruce gall adelgid) is the source of this 1937-nucleotide messenger RNA. RefSeq lists its product as uncharacterized. The transcript has 6 exons. The record is from RefSeq and is a predicted model, not a curated record. NCBI's taxonomy places the organism in Eukaryota, Metazoa, Arthropoda, Insecta, Hemiptera, Adelgidae. The coding region runs from base 230 to 1819 and encodes 529 amino acids.